This is a messenger RNA of Bufo bufo (common toad), 1086 nucleotides long. It is a transcript of the gene HTR1E, whose product is annotated as 5-hydroxytryptamine receptor 1E. Lineage: Eukaryota; Metazoa; Chordata; Amphibia; Anura; Bufonidae. Gene Ontology annotation, molecular function: neurotransmitter receptor activity; G protein-coupled serotonin receptor activity. The coding region runs from base 4 to 1086 and encodes 360 amino acids. Gene Ontology annotation, biological process: G protein-coupled receptor signaling pathway, coupled to cyclic nucleotide second messenger; chemical synaptic transmission. The transcript has a single exon. The record is from RefSeq and is a predicted model, not a curated record. Gene Ontology annotation, cellular component: plasma membrane; dendrite.
AAGAUGAAUUUUACAAACUGCACAGCAGAAACAAUAUCAAACAAAUCCAAGACGGUAACUGAAAAAAUGCUGAUUUCCUUAACGUUGGCUGUAAUUACCACCCUGACUACACUGUUAAACUCUGCUGUCAUCAUUGCAAUUUGCAUGACCAAGAAAUUGCAUCAGCCUGCAAAUUAUUUAAUAUGUUCCUUGGCAGUUACAGAUUUUCUAGUUGCUAUUUUAGUUAUGCCUAUAAGCAUUGCCUAUAUAGUUAUGGACACUUGGACCCUUGGUUAUGUAAUAUGUGAAAUAUGGCUUAGCAUUGACAUGACAUGCUGUACUUGUUCCAUUCUUCACCUUUGUGUCAUUGCACUUGACCGAUAUUGGGCAAUUACUGAUGCUAUUGAAUAUGCUAGAAAACGAACCGUGAAACGGGCUGGAAUAAUGAUCCUAAGUGUAUGGACAAUUUCUAUCUUCAUUUCCAUCCCACCACUAUUUUGGAGAAAUCAUCACAACAUGAGUAAUCAAAAUAGUUGCAUAAUUCAACAUGACCAUGUUGUCUAUACAAUAUACUCAACAUUUGGGGCAUUUUAUAUCCCUUUGACUUUAAUACUUAUUUUGUACUAUAGAAUUUACCAUGCUGCAAAGAGCCUUUACCAAAAACGAGGAUCAAGCCGACACUUAAGCAACAGAAGUAAUGAUAGCCAAAACUCUUUUGCCCAUUGUAAGCUUACACAAACAUUCUGUGUGUCAGAGUUCUCCACCUCCGACCCUACCAUGGAAUUUGAGAAGAUCAACGCAUGCGUAAGAACCCCUCCAUAUGACAAUGAUAUUGAUCGUCAGCAACAGAUCUCAAGCUCAAGAGAAAGAAAGGCAGCUCGAAUAUUAGGACUUAUUUUGGGAGCUUUUAUGAUGAGUUGGUUGCCAUUUUUCAUCAAGGAACUUGUUGUUGGGCUUCACCUUUGCACUGUGUCUCCAGAAGUGGCUGACUUUCUAACAUGGUUGGGUUAUGUUAAUUCUUUAAUUAAUCCACUUCUCUACACUAGCUUCAAUGAUGACUUUAAGAUAGCCUUUAAAAGAUUAAUCAGAUGCAAGGAGCACACAUAA